AUGACGCGUAAAUUUGACAAUUCUAAUCUCAAUUCAGCUUAUUUAAAUAAUUUACAUGGAUCACAACGUUGUGUUCAACGAAGUGCCAGCAUGCUUUCUGUUCGACCGGCACGUCAUGUAGCAUGUCCACGACGGUUAAAAUACAUACACGAUAUUAAAGAUUCGUACAUUCCAUAUGUUGAAGAAGAGGUAACGAAUAGGGACAAUGGAAGAAGAAAAAAUUGCUUAAGACGAAAUACUGUAUCCAAAGAAAAUUUAUGUCUUUAUAAUACAGCAGAUACGUGGAGAAAAGAAUUAAUGCAACUUGCUCAACAGGUACAAACAAGUUAUGAUUCAGAUGAAAGCAAAAUAUCCAAAAGAAUACUGAAUAAUAGACAAAAAAGUCAUAGUACCACGUCCUGUUAUAAUAGCACCGAUGACGAACACAAAUUACACAAACAACGUUUGUUAGUAAGACGAAACAGUAUUCAACAAAAGCGUAAUAGUUUGACACAAGUUGGAACAAGUACUGAUGGUGAAAAAAAAGAUGAAAACGUUCAAGAACAUAAUCCUGACGCCGGAAUUUGGCUAUUACCAUUAUUAUGCCACGUUUUACAAACAGACAAUCUGACAGAUGCUCAAAACUGGCUUGUCAAUGCAAAUAAUACAGAAAAACGUUUAGCGAUGGAAGUAAUUAGUCGAACAAUGCAAGAUAUGAAUCAAGAAGAUACAGCGUCUGACAUAUCAAAAACAAGUGCUCCUCAAAUAUCCUAUACGUCUGACUCAUUCAACAUCUAUUGGCCUUGUAAGGUCUUUCAAAAGCAAGAGCGUUCACGUGUCUUGCCUUCAUAUACAACAAUAAAGAAAGCAAAACCCUCCAAAGCUGGAUUUCAUCUCCCACCACUCAAUUUUCAAAAUGAUGUUUCAACAGCAAGUGUAUCAUUAGAUACUUGUGAACGAGCUACAAGUCCCGUACGUUUUAUGACACCUAAGUAUCAAACUCUCGAGCACGCAUCACCGACUGUCGUUCCCACAAAUAAUCCACAAACACGUCCAAUUGAUAAAGUCGAUGAUGCUGUCGUUCAGGCGGUGGCAACCUCAACACAUUGCCAAAAUCGUCAAAUCAUGGAGAAAUUACCAAUAAAUCGUUCCAGCUCACGUUCACGAGUAGUUGCAACAAGCAUGGGUGAUAGAAGCGAUCGGAAUUCUGUAAAACAAUCAUCAUUGAAUAAUCAAAAUGAAUACGAAGCAGCCAAAAAUGGUAUUGAAUUUGCUCAAGCAUGUAUUAAAACAGCCAAAGCAACGUACACAUCACAACAUCAUAAACUUGUAGUCGCAUUUCGUCGUAAUGCUUUGAAAAAAGAUGAUUUUGAUGCACAAGUAAUUACUUUAAAAAAUGCGGUUGAAACUGAUACAAUCCAUUGGCAUGCGUAUGUUCAAAAACUAACAGAAUUAGUAACUAAUUACGAAAAAUCUUAUCAAUCAUCACUAACAAUGAAUAGAUCUGACUCAUCGUCACGACAAAAACGAGCACAUGAAGAUACUGAUACCAGAUCAACAACAUCACAAGGCGUUCCAUCUACUGUUUUAACGAAUGUGAAAGCUUUUAUUAAUAACGUUGAAAAUGAUGAAGAUACCAAUAAUCAAGUAACUAAACGGGGCCGUUUUUUACCAGUCGAUAAUAAACAAGAAAUAUCUGAAGAGGAUUCAGAUUUAUCAACUUCGUUGUCCAAUAGUUCAGAUGACGAAGACUCUCCAUCAAGGUCACACGAUAGAUUAUCAGCGUCUCAGUAUAACAUUCACGGUGACUUAAAACGUCCGUUAUUGGGAUUCACUUCUGAAACAACAAAAAAUGGAAAGAAAAGUCAAGGCCAACGAAAAAAUGAAAAUGAUACAACAUCAUCUAAUCUAGAAGGAUUGAAUAAACGUCAACGAAGUCGUCUUCGAAAGCGAGAACGAAAAUAUGGUGUUGUGAAAAACGAUAUCCAACCAUCACAAGUUCAGUCACAAUGCGAUGCAACUGUAAAUACUGAUCCACUCCAAUUAUCGUUAUUAACGCCAUUUCCGUCAACACCCAAUUUUGUCUCAUUCACCUCUCGUACAAAUCAAAUAACGGUACGUGUUCCACUUCCGCACGUUAAUGAAAUUGCGGCAAAACAAAUCGUUUAUUUACAUGAUGAAGGAAGUUUAGUUCGAUGGAAUGACGUUCUUUGGCGUACAUUAUGUUAUUUUCAUGUACAAGAUCUUGGAAAUAUUGGUGUGAAUCGAGCUGAUCAUAUACCAUGUGUUGAGAAUUUAAUUCGAACACAAAAUAAAAUUAAUGUUUACCUCGAUUCAUAUGGAUAUUAUCAUACUAUAGGUACACUAUUUGAAUUAGAAAAAGAUUUAGCGUCAUUGUUUCAAAAACAAAAUUACUGCGAUUUAUUAUUGGGUCCUGUAUAUAAACAACCAAAAAUUUAUGAAUUAUUUCAUUAUCCUUCUACGUUAACAACACCGAAUACGGGAGGACAUAUUUUGAAUGUCAGAACAUCAGAUGUAUUGAAAUUUCUCGAUGAAUUUAUGACUAAACAACAUUGUUGGAAUUCGGCAAAUGACAUUAAUGUUGAGCAAUUUUUGCUAUUUAUGGCUAGUAAAUUAAAUAUAACAAAUAUUAAUGAAUUAGGUGUUCGAAUCAAAAAUCCUUAUCUACCUCGAACUUGUAUAAAAGCUGUUCAAGCAAAUCAGCGUAAAGGCAUGGAACUUGCACGAGAGCAAACAGCUGAAGCACUCAAAUUAUUGGCCCAGCAAGAAACUGCAAAAACUCUACGUCUUAUUCAAGAAAAAUUUGAUAUUAAAAGUCCGUUAGAUACAUCGUCAUCAUCUGCUAAAAAUGAAAAAGAAUCAAAACUAACUGUCGUUGAACGACAACGAUAUCAAUAUUUAACGAUGGAACCACUCGAUGUUAUGGAUGAUCUCAUAGAUAUAUGUCGUGUUCUAUUCAAAGGAAAACCGUGUUUCAAGAAAAUGUAUCAAGUACUGAAGUUUAUACGUGAUGAUUCAGUCUUAAGAAAUCUAUUUCAAAUUUCCAUCUGUCUUGGACGAUUUGCAUUGCCUGAAGAAGAGAAAAGAACAAAUUAUAACAAUUCGAAAUCAUCACCAAUUCAACAACAAGAAAAAACAAGUAAAAAAACGUAUUUCCCCUCGUCGGCUACAUCAUCCGACUCUUCGUCAUCUGAAACAAGUGAAAAUGAAAAAGAUAGUAAAGAAAAGAAGCCAAUUGUUGAUGAUCGUGUACGACCAACAGAAGAAAAUGUCAUUGAAGCAUUUAAAGAACAAAUUUCAUCUUUAGAAACAAUCACAUUUCAAUUAUUAGAACGUAUUGAGCAACGUUUAUGUGAAAAAUUCCAUUUUGAACGUUUUUAUGAAUUAGGACGAGGAACAUUUGUACAAUUUUUAAAACAAAAUGAAUAUUUAUUUCAUGAAAAAAUUGAUAAUAUUCAAUUCUCCUUUUAUAGUGAUCAAGAAUUGUUGAAAAAGAAAAUGAUGGUGAUUGAUAUGAAUAAAACAAGUGUUAGUCUACAAGAGAUUCAUCAAUUAAUUUUUGAAUUUCUUGAAAAUAAUAAUAAUCAAAAACAAAUUAGUGAACAACAAGAAAAAUUUUAUGAAUUUCUAAUAUGUUAUCAUUAUCAUGUUGACACAUUUACGUCUCUUGGACAUGGCACAUUUCACAACGUCUUAUCAAAACUAAAACAAAUGAAAAAACCAAUAACAGUUGGUGGUAAAAGAGCAAUUUCGUAUGAAUGUACAAUGUUAGAUGAAGAUAAUUGUAUUUUUAAGAAACCAGAACGAAAUUCAUUUUUAGAAGAUCUUCAAGAAAAAGCUAUUUUAUCCCUUAUUAAUUGUCCAUUACUCGAAAACUUGUAUGAAUAUUCACAGUGGAAUAUUUUAUAUCGAUCGUCUUUGGGCGAUUUAAAAGAUUUUUUGUUAAAAUAUAUUGGUAAACAAAUAACAUUUCGUAAUAAUUCUGUAAUAUCUUUUGAUGUUUGUGCAAUUGAAAUUGAAUCAUCUACUUUGUUAAAAUUAAGCACAACUUCAACACUUGAUACAUUCAAACAAUCAUUAUAUAAUUAUAAUGUUAUUCAAUCAUCUGGUCAUCUUGUAUCAUUAUUAACACAAUAUUGUUCAUUAAAAAAUGCUCCAUUAGCAUUAUUAACAAACAUUAUUGAAACAUUUAUGAGUAAAACAAUCAUUAAUGAUAGACAGACAAAACAAUUGUAUGAAUUUCUUGUUAAACUUCUAACACGAAUGCCAUUUCUAUUAACAUGUAAUAUAAUAAUGAGAUUAUUUCUUGAACCAUUAAUUAAACUUGAAGGCAGUGUAUUAAAAGUACGUGAAUGUCUAUGGAAUGAAUGUUUGAACGAAAAUAGUGGUUAUAAUUCAAGAAUAAGAUUUGUUAAAUUUGGCACUUGGCUAGGCAUUAGUGAAUGGUCAAAUGAUAAUAUAGUACAGUCAACAAAUAUGACACAACAAGUUGUAGAAAAACCACAAACAAGUAUCAGUAUUUCUAGAACUGUUGUGGAACCUAAAAUAGAAAAUACAUCAUUAUUGUCUACGAAAAGUUCAUUUCCAUCAAACGUAUUAGUAAAACAAGAUCUUAUAUCAGAUAAAAUGAUUGAUAAUUCUAUGGAAAAAUGUCAUUCACUAAUUGAACGUAUUCGUCGUGAAAAGUUUGGUAUUGGUAUUGAAUUAUCAUCGGAAGGACAACAAUUGACAGAUGCAUUAAAAGCAUUAGUUGGACGUAGUCUUGAUCGUUUAUCAAAAGAACUAUACAAUACUGAUAUGCAUUUUGUUCUGGAACUUAUUCAAAAUGCAGAUGAUAAUCGAUAUACAAAUUUAGAAUUAUCAGUUAAAAAUGGAGUAUCCGAUGUUCCAUCGUUAGUAUUUGUUGUUGAACAAAAUUCAAUAACAUUAUAUAAUAAUGAAGAUGGUUUUAGAGAAGAAAAUAUAGAAGCACUAUGUGAUGUUGGAAAAUCGACCAAAGGUAAACAUAAACAAGGUUACAUUGGUCAAAAAGGAAUUGGCUUUAAAUCCAUUUUUACUGUUUGCGAUCGUCCAGAAGUUCGUUCAAAUGGUUAUUCUAUUUAUUUUGAUGCACUUAGUGGUCCCAUUGGCUAUAUAUUACCAAACUGGAUGAUGAUAUCUGAAAUAAAUGAAGAAAAUUGGACAACUCGAAUACGUUUACCAUUAAAAUCUGAAAGUGAAAUGCAGAAACAUAAAGCACGUUCAUUAACAUCGAGUUUCAACGAUAUUCAUCCAUCAUUAUUAUUAUUUUUAAAUCGUUUACGUUCAAUAACAAUUGAUAAUCGUGUAACAAAUUGUAAAAGAAUUUAUCAACGCAUUGAUAUUAAUGAUAGUUCAAUAAUUGAAAUACAUUGUCAUGAAAUAUUAUCAACAACAAGAAAAACAACUAUUGAAAAAUGGUUUGUAUUUAAACGUAAAUUAACUGUACCAAAUGAAUUACGACCAAGUCUCGAUAUUGAAUCAACUGAAUUAGCGUUAGCCUUCCCAUUGUAUGAUAAUAUUCAUGAAGAUAAAACAUUUAGUUUACCAAAACAAGAUGUAUGCGCCUAUUUACCAUUGAGAACGGUUCCAUCGUCACGACAAGACAUAUUAUCGGAUAGUUCAUGGAAUCAAUGGUUACUAAAUGAAAUACCUCAAUUGUACAACGAUGUUUUAGAACAAUUUAAACAACAACAAGAUGCUACAAAAAUCGAUCCAAUUCAAUUAUUUUUGCGCUAUUUACCAACAAAUGAAAGUGAAAUUCAUGGUCUAUUUCAGUUUGUCUGUCGUUCAAUUCUACGACAAUUACGUGCAAAAUCAUUUUUACCUGUUAUUAUUGAUGAUAAUCAAACAAUUGAUUAUCGUACACCAAGUGAAUGUGUACUUGUCCGUGAUACAUACAUUAAAGAUGUUUUAACACCAGAAUUAUUAAAAACACAUUUAAAUUUAUAUUAUUUAUCCGAAAAUUUAAUUCAAAAUAUUGAUCAUCGACGUUUAUUAGAAUUAGGUGUUCAUUGUCUUGAUCAUAAUCAAUUAAUUGAUGUUAUUAAGCGUUUAUUUUCAUCUUCCUCAUCUUCAAAAACAAUAGAAUUAUUUGCCAAUAAUAAGCAUAUGUUAGCAAAAUGGUUUUGUUGUUUAUAUCGUUGUUUAAACGAUUUGACAUUAAAAGAAGAAGAAAAUAUUUUUAAACAUGUACAAUCAUUACCAAUAAUUCCUUUAACAAAUGGAAAAUGGACAUCAUUAUCGACAACUGUUGUAUUUUUUAAACAUUAUCAACAACAAACAGAUAUAGCAAUUGAAAAUGAUCUAAUUGAACAAGAUUUAAAUAUACUUGAUAAUGAAUUAUUUCAAACAAUUUCCAAUGAUCCUGUUGCCGUAACACAAGUACAAACUGUAUUAGAACGUCUUGGUGUUAAACGAUUUGUAACAAAAGAUAUAAUUGAACAACAUAUUUAUCCAAUAUUUGUAAAUGAUUUAUUAUGGAAAGAAAAAUCUUGUCAUUUACUUGUUGCUUAUGUAAUCUAUAUUUAUGAUUUUUGGUGUAAACAACAACAAAUCGAUAUGAAAUAUCUUAAAACGAUUAUUCAAUUAGCAACAACAAAUCAAUUAACUAUUGAACAAUUUAAUAAUCCAUUAAAAAAAUCAAUUCAUUUUACAAAAACAUAUGGAAAUCGAUAUGAUUUAAAACAAGAUUAUCCAAAUUAUGAAUGGUUAUUAUUAAAUGAUGUUUAUAUUGAACAAUUACAAUAUGAAAAAAUGAUUAUGAAGGAAAAACAAAAAAUAUCGAUACAAGAUCGAAUGAAAUUACAUCGUUUUAUGAAUGAAUUAGGUGUAAAAGAUUUUUUACAUAUUGAACAAACAUCAAUAAAAAAUAUUCAUUAUAAACAAGAUUUAAAAUUAUCAUUAUUAUGGUCAGUAAGAUGUGAAGAUAUUCUACCAUCAAAAGAAGAAGAAUAUAAUCCAUAUGCAUCUAUGGGUGGUGAAGAAGCAAAUAAUAUUGAUGAAUAUGUACCAAUGAAAGAGGAUGAACAAAUAACAGAUGUUUAUACAAUUCAAGAUUGGACAUGUAAACAAUUUUCAUCAUUAAUAAGUACAAAAUCUAUUAUAAUUAAUAAACGUUUAUUUGAAGCAUUAGAAGAAAAUUGGAUGUCAUUUUAUGAUGCCUAUAAAGUAGCCUAUUUGUAUAAAAAUAAUAGUACAAAUGAUAUUGAUGAAGAAAAUGGAUUAAAAUUACGUGAAUAUGAUUCAACUUUUUAUUCACAUUUAAAAACUGAUUCAUGGUUACCCACAAUUCAAACAGAAUUUAAAACAAUGGAUAAUAGUGAUACAUAUGAAACAAGUAGUAUUGAAACGAUUGUUAAACAUGAACUACAUUCACCAAAUAAAGUCUAUGUUAAAACACAAUUAAUUGAAAAAUUAUAUCAUCAACAUGUGCCAUAUGUUUAUGCUGAUGUAAAUGAAUCAAGUUUAUUCACAACAGACUUAGGUCUUAUUCAUAGUGUUAAACCAUCUGAUGUUGUUGCCAUGUUAUUACGUUGGUCUGAUCCUACAAUAAAUGAAACAGAUUGUAAACAUGGUUUAAAACAUGCUUUAUUUCAUACAUCACUAUCUCAUAUUCGAUAUGUCUACGAAUAUUUAUAUCGAAAUAUGGAAGAAGAUGAAUUAAAACAAUUGAUUGAUGAAAAACCGAUUAUUUUUGUUCCUGUUCAAUCAGCAAAAUCUUCUAUUAAAACUCUUAAUAAUAAUGCCAUUGUACGCGGUCUAUUUGUUCAUAAAAGUGAAGUUUGUUGGCAUGAUCCAUCAUAUAUGUUUUCAAAAUAUCGUCCAUCAUUUUCUCUAUUUGAAAAUAAUGAUAAUGAAUUUUGUCGUUUUAUAUUAAAACCAUUUUAUUCUGAUUUACAACAUUUAUUUUUAAAUAUUUUUCAAAUAUCAACUUCACCAACUAUUGAAGAAUAUAUUGCACUACUAGAUUAUAUUUCUUAUCAUAAUAAUAAUCAUCCAACGAAAGCAAUAAUUCAAGAUGCAUUUUCAAUAUACAGAUAUGUUGGUCAACGUUGUUCUUCUACCAGAAGUGAAUUGAUUGAACAAAAUGACGAAACUUCCAAAGAUGAUAUGCUUGAACAAGAAGAAGAAAUGGACACCAGUGAUUCUAAUGAAGUAUUAGACGCUACCAAACAACGUAUACAAGAUCUUUUAUCUCGUAAAACGGUAUUUCCAAUUAAAAGUCAAAAGUGGAUAUGUCUUGAAGAUGAUCCAAUUAUUAUCGAUGAUAAUGAAAUAGCCUCGAAAUUUGAUAUUAAACGUGUACCAUUCCUUCAAUUGUCAACAAAUCGUUCAAAUAACGAAAAUCAAUACAAUGAAUUACAUCGUGAUAUUCGAGCAUUUUUCAAUUUGUGCAAUAUUAAAAAAUUAUCAGAUGUUUUAGUGAUUGAACAUAUAACAGAAAAUUUGUGUGAAGCACCUCAAAUACAAAAUUUUCUCUCACCACUGGUACCCUACAUUCAAAUGUAUAUGAGUUCAAGACCCGAAUUUCAUACCGCUUAUGAAUGGACAAAAACAAUAAAUUUACAAGAAAAAUUAUUAAAUAUAAAGAUGUAUCUGGUCGGUCGUCUCGAUAUACUGUAUCGUUUUAAACAUAAUUCAUUAAUAACUGUAUUGUCAUCGGAAAAAUGUUGUUCAAUAUUGACAGAUGAAAAUAUUCUAGAAUUUUAUGUUCAACGUGAUUACAAUGAACGUCUACGUGAAAUAUGUCAAUAUUUUUCGAGAAUAUUUGUUAAUCAAAUAACAAAUAUACCUAAAAUGAAUAAUAUGAACACAAAUUUAGCGAGAAAUUUGGCAAAUUUUAUGAUAUUAUUAAAUGAAGAAUUGAAAGAAAAUAUGUUUAAUUUAGAAUCGUUUGCUAAAUAUCAACAUUUUGAAUUACAUUUGAAGCAAGGCUUAAUACCUUGGUCUAUACCACGAAAAGAAAUAAAAUUUCAAACAAUUCAAGAACAAUCACAAGUUGAUGAGGAAAAAGUACGCAUACUGCUAGAAAAUGUUGCACAAAAUCAAGAACAAUAUCAAGUAUUUAGAAAAAAUCAACGAGAUAAACGUUUACAACAGCAGCAAGAAGAAAAUAAUAUGGACGAUAUUAAAACAACAAAACCUGUUCAUUCAUGGCCACCUGCAGCUAUGUCAUCGAAUAUUUGUGCGGCUGUUAGCCAUCCUUCAGGACCAAAGUUUAUAAUGACAGAAUCAGAAGAGGGAGAAUGGUUAGAUCCAUCACAGAAUAAUCAUCAACAUCAACAAAUACAAUUAUCACAGCAGUCAAGCAUUUUAGAUUCAUCUAUCAUUUCAGAUAUAAAACGUCCUCCCUUAUUGCCCACACCACUUGUAUCAACUCUCAAUCCAACACAACUUCAGUCAGCCGAAACAACAAAUAAACAAUCAUCAUUGCACAUGGACAGAAUACAAUUUCCAUUUCGUAUCGCUUCUAACGUUGUCACUAUAGAGGAAAAUUAUGAAAAUAUUGAUUAUUCAUCAACGAGACAAUUUAAUCUAAAAGAUUUAACAUCGGAAAUAGUCGAUAAUCGAGAAACAACAUCUGAAUUUGAGCAAAUAAUAAAAAAUAUUGGAAAAUGGGGUGAACAAUGGGUGAAUGAAUAUUUGCAUGCACGUUACAAAAGUGAAAUUGAGUUCAAACAACUCGAAUUUGUAUGGGUAAAUGAAAUGGAUGAACAAGGCAAACCGUAUGAUUUUAUUAUAAAACAUACUGAUGGAAAAGUAAUUUAUAUUGAAGUUAAAAGUACAAUUAGUGAUAAACGUGAAUUAAUGCCCAUUACUCUUAAUGAAAUUCAAUAUUGUUGUACGUCAGAUAAUACGGCUAAUAGUACAUAUGAAAUCUAUCGUUUAUACAAUGCUGGAAAAUUAGAACAAAUGUUUGUAUGUCGAUGUGUUUGUUCAUUCAACACUAGAUUGUGUUUGAAGAAGCAAUCGUUAUUGAAAAGUUUAUUACCACAAAUAAUUCGAAUUUCAAGCUAUCACUUGAAUAUAAUCGAAACAGAGAAUAAAAUAACUGUACCUCACAAAACGACAAAAAAUAUUGAAAAAUUACGUGCAAAAGUUGUUUACAAACAAGAAAAAGAACAAGAUCCACCUGGUGACAAAACAGUACCGCCAAUCAUAUCGUGUAAACGUAACACAUUCAAUCAUCAUGUUGGACGUCGUUAUAACCAUUUUACUGAGAAAAAUGUAGCAUCAGCAACAUGGGGUCAUCAAGGCUCUAAAGGUGACUAUUUUACUAUAGAUCAUCAUUUCAAGAAUCCUGCAUGGACACAGUCGACAAUCGAAACGUUCGAUUUAUUACAAUGUGAACCGAAAAUAGUUGAAAUUUUACAAAAUGUAAAAAUAAUACAUCCAACGUCAGCUCAAUGUAGGGGUAUUCCAGAAAUUAGAAGUGGUCGACAUAAAAUAUUAGCAGCUGAAACAGGUAGUGGAAAAACUUUAGCAUAUCUCAUUCCAAUUAUCGAAUCAUUAUUAAUGAUGCGUUUACAAAAUCAAACACGCAGAGAAGUUUCAGAAAAUGCACCAUUUGCUUUGAUAAUGGCGCCAACACUCGAAUUAGUUAUGCAAAUCCAAAAUAUGUUAAAAAUAUUUGAUGAGCUUGAUAUUCAAACGAAAACUCUCAUAGGUAUUAAUCCAGAUAAGGAUCCACUUAAUUUUUCACUGGGUCAAUUCGAUAUUUUGGUUACUACUCCGGGAAUAUUACUUCGUAUCUUACGACAAGAUGAACAUUUCGGUAUAAAACAACGAUUGAUCGGAGCAAAUCUAAGACAUAUUGUUAUCGACGAAGCAGAUAGUAUGCUUGAUGCGACAUUCAGUCCAGUUGUUGUUGAAAUUAUUCGACGUUUGGAAGUCGAUGUACAACCCAUAAAUGAUGAUAAAAUACCAGCCGUACAAUUAAUAUUUGUCUCAGCAACUAUGCCAACAUCAACGGAAGAAAACCUUAAAGAACUUGUGAACAUAGAGAGCUUCGAUCAACUAACAACACCGGCUCUUCAUAGAAUAAUGCCGCAUGUACCACAAAAAUUUUAUCGUAUUGGAAGUGUACAAAAAUUAAAUCUUCUCUUGAACUUGGUAAAAUACGAUAUUGAAAAAAAACAUUCGACUCUGAUAUUUUGUAAUAAAUCACCGACCGUACAAUUUCUUAAGUAUUUUUUUAAAGAUCAACGAAUUGAAGUUUUAACCAUGCACGGUGGUUUAACAAAUUAUAUAAGAACAAAAAACUUUGAAUCAUUUCGUAAUGGUGAUAAUCCUAUUUUGUGUGCAACAGAUAUUGCAUCGAGAGGUGUCGAUACGUAUUGGGUUACUCAUGUAAUUAACUUUGAUUUUCCACGUUAUAUUUCUGAUUAUAUUCAUCGAGCUGGUCGUGUUGGACGUGUUGGCUCUCGUAAUCCGGGUAAAGUGACCAGUUUCGUAACAUAUCCGUCUGAAGUUGAAUUAGCUCAAAAAAUAGAAGUCACAACACGAUUUAAUCGAAAAUUACAAAAUGUUAAUAGUAAUAUUAAAUUAUUAAUGGAGAAACAGACUGAAAAAAAACAACAACAGCAAGAUAAAAAUGACUAUCGUGAGAGAAUAAAAAAUUAUUGUGAUGAAAUAAUACGUUCUAGCAAAUUAAUAGAAUGUGAUAGAUGA
Messenger RNA from Didymodactylos carnosus, 11691 nucleotides. The record is from the annotation of a GenBank genome assembly. Lineage: Eukaryota; Metazoa; Rotifera; Eurotatoria; Philodinida; Philodinidae.